Molecule: messenger RNA, 1917 nt
Organism: Ilyonectria robusta
Lineage: Eukaryota; Fungi; Ascomycota; Sordariomycetes; Hypocreales; Nectriaceae
Exons: 4
Coding region: 1-1917 (638 amino acids)
Biological process (GO): DNA-templated transcription
Molecular function (GO): zinc ion binding; DNA binding
Source: RefSeq, a predicted model, not a curated record
AUGAGUCAGUACGGGGCCAAAGUCCCAGAGCCUCCCAAGGACACGUCCGAAGUCAUCACCCUGCGAUCGCCUUCAGCUACCCCCGUCGAUUGUGUACAACCAGCAAACGGAGCAGAAUACGUCGAAAUGGAAAAAGAUGGCGCUGUCAAUCCGACCGAAGAUGCUAUUGACAUGACAUAUCAAGGCAUAAAUAUCGGGGACGGAGCGUCGGAAGACAUCAAUUGCAAUAAUCUGGGGAUACCUGCGGAUAGCAAUGACAGCCAAGCUCAUUCAGAGCUGCAGCACGACUUCCAUAUUUCGCCGCCGCAAGACGCAUCACCAUCAGAACGACGACUCGCCGACCCGGAAGGACAGGCGCCAAGUUUAGACACAGAUUGCAGCCCGGGACAAGUCAGAUAUUACGGACCGACGACGCAGCUUCAUAUCCAGUCGCAUUCAGACCGCAGCACCAGCAUCUCAACAGGAAAUGAUAUUCUUUCCACCUCCGACUUCAUCGUGGACAUGGAUGGGCCUCAACUCCGAGAAAUCCUCAUGAACUCCUGUUGGAGCUACUAUUCUCGAUCGGUGAGAGUCGUCGACCCCCAAUUAUUCAUGACGCACCGGGCCACGGGAAAGCGGUCCCAGUAUUAUUCGCGAUUCCUCGAGGAGGCUCUGCUAGCUUGCGCUACGAGAAUAAGCACCUCUCAGGCUGUCCGGAAGCUGGGGAGGGCCUACGCCGAUCGAGCGAAACAGGAUGUUGUGCAUGAACUUGAACAACCGACGAUUGCAACUCUUCAAGGGUUUCUGUUGCUCAGUGACUUUGAAGCUACUUCCGCUCGGGACAGAGUUGGAUGGACUUAUAGUGGGAUCGCCUGUCGACUAAUAUUUGACCUCGGGCUCCAUGAGGACUGUUCCCAACUCGUCAAGCAUGGAAUCCUGGUUCAGUCGGACGGAAAUCUACGCGACACGUUAUUCCUCGCGGCGUUUGUGUAUGACCGGCUAUGGGCACUCUAUCUCGGCCGCCCCAGCUGUGUUCCCCUUGCCCUUGUCCAACAACGUCAAGAUGCGUUCCAGGUGCUAUCAGAUGAUCAAAGCACUCUUCCUUAUUGGGCCAGUCUCUGCAAAUACAUCUCGGAGGUAACAGAGAUUCUCAACGGCUUCGGAGCAGCUCUCGACAGGACUGCUGGAAGUCGACUAUUAGAGCUGGGUGCGAGAAUUUCUACCGCUCACGACCUUCUCCCUCGUCGCUUGUCGUCAAAACACAUCUCUGAUUUGGACGUCAAUGCUUAUGGACUCAACAUGCAAUUUUGCGGCAUCCAGAUUGUCCUCCAUCGCGCAGUGGUCAAAAUUCUAUCCCAAGACGACAACGGCGACUCUACUGCUAAUUCCGUCUGCAUCGAACAAUCACGCGCCAUUAUGUAUGACAGCGCCGCUUGCAUUUGCCGUCUCACUCUGGCAUAUCGUGAAAUAUUUGGGCUCGAGAACUUCAUCACUGUCAUGUUGGAUAACAUGUACAUUGCCGCCAGCACACUUAUAUCCCAAAUACUUCAACCUCCAGCUAGUCGAAACGUUGAAGUGUCGUUUUCAGAUGCACCACAACUUUUAAGCAUCAUUGCAGAAACUGUGGCCGCCUUACACAAUCACUAUCCGGUUGCGGAGAAGAUGAGUCGCACGCUCUCACGAAUAACCGAGAACACCGCACUGGCGUCGUAUUUUGGAUCUUGUACGGGCAUGAAUUUCACGUCGCAGGCAAUGGAUAAGCCGAUUCUUGGUUCCUUUCUACCGCCAAUUGGGGGCUCAUGGGGGUCAAUGGAGGCUCUUGUGCAUGAUGAUUUCAUUUUAAGUCAGAACAAUCUUUUUGGAGAUGACCCUCAUCCGAAUGUGGGAGAAACGGAUGCUCCCUGGAUCAGCGAUAUGGGACUUGGCCUGAUUUCUUGA